AGUUCCGCCGUGGUCCCAGAUGACUUCACUGUAACGGUUCGUGCUGCGGACUCCGGUUUAAGCUGACUCCAGGAGGACAGGCGAGCCGCGGUGGACCAGCUGUGACCGGUCCGGUUCUGAGAAGGAGGCCCAGUUCGCCCUCUGUGGGGAACUAACCGAGAAAUCCUGGAAGCGCCUGGAGAACCGCGGAUAUCCACGCGGAAAGGAUGCUUCAUGCCCGGCGGCAGGUGUGAAGAGAUGGCCGGGGAGCAUCCGGCGACAACCGGCCGAGUGCUGCUGGUCAAGAAGAUGGUGAUGAGGGACGGAGAAGCGCCCCAGCAGGGCAUCGGCCGGCCCAGCGUGUACCACGCAGUGGUGGUCAUCUUCCUGGAGUUCUUCGCCUGGGGUCUGCUGACCACGCCCAUGCUCACGGUUUUACAUGAAACCUUCCCUCAGCACACGUUCCUGAUGAACGGGCUCAUUCAGGGAGUGAAGGGUCUGCUGUCGUUCAUGUCUGCUCCCCUGAUCGGAGCGUUAUCGGACGUUUGGGGCCGGCGCUCCUUCCUUUUGAUCACAGUGUUCUUCACCUGCGCCCCCAUCCCUCUGAUGAGGCUUAGUCCCUGGUGGUACUUUGCAAUGAUCUCCAUGUCUGGAGCAUUUUCUGUCACCUUCUCUGUCAUCUUUGCAUACGUUGCUGAUGUGACAGAUGAACGAGAGAGGAGUACAGCCUAUGGUCUGGUGUCAGCCACUUUUGCUGCCAGCCUGGUGACCAGUCCAGCCAUCGGUGCGUACCUGUCGGCCUGGUACGGGGACAACCUGGUGGUCCUGCUGGCCACGCUGAUCGCUCUGGCCGACAUCUGCUUCAUCCUUCUGGCUGUCCCCGAGUCUCUGCCUGACAAGAUGAGGCUCAACACCUGGGGCGCACCCAUUUCCUGGGAGUACGCCGACCCGUUCGCUUCUCUGAGGAAGGUGGGUCAGGAUUCCACCGUUCUGCUCAUCUGUAUCACAGUGUUCCUGUCUUACCUCCCAGAGGCCGGACAGUACUCCAGCUUCUUCCUCUACCUGAGACAGGUCAUAAACUUCUCCUCCACCACCCUUGCUGUUUUCAUUGGAGUUGUUGGCAUUUUGUCCAUUAUAGCACAGACUCUCUUUCUUACUUUACUGAUGAGAACGUUGGGUACCAAGAACACCGUUCUGUUGGGUUUGGGCUUCCAGAUACUCCAGCUGGCCUGGUACGGCUUUGGAUCAGAACCAUGGAUGAUGUGGGCGGCCGGAGCCGUCGCAGCCAUGUCCUCCAUCACCUUCCCAGCAGUCUCUGCUCUGGUGUCACAGUCUGCUGAUGCGGAUAAACAAGGUGUCGUCCAGGGCAUGAUCACGGGGAUCAGAGGUCUGUGUAACGGUCUGGGGCCUGCUCUGUACGGCUUCAUCUUCUUCCUCUUCAACGUCAACAUCAACACCAUGGACCCCAUCCAGGGAGAAUACAACAUUGACCCCCUGCCCCUGCACAGUCCCACUGAGCGAGCGCUGAUCCCCGGGCCGCCCUUCCUGCUCGGGUCGUGCACCGUGGUGGUGGCCUUCCUCGUCGCUCUCUUUAUCCCUGAAAAGACCCCCUCCUCCCUGUCUUCAUCCGAGCUCUCUCUCAGUGACAAGCCACACCCAGAGAGCAAGGAGUCCAUGUCUUCGCUGGCCGGCGUGCACAUCAACACGCCCCUCCCAGGCAGCGACGAAGAGAGCCCCCCUGCAGCCAGCGACGAGGACGUUGAGCCUCUGCUGCAUGACAGCAUCGUUUGAGAGGCCGGGCCACAGCGCCAGGCCGAUGUUAGGGUUUAAUUUGAUUACAAACGCAAAGAGCCAGUAAGUUUGUUGGUGUUCUUUUGUCUCUGUGCCUCUGGGCAGGACUAAGUGUACUUUUCUAGUCUGAAGAUUGUGAUUGACACCAAAAGGCUCCUCUGGAUCUGACUCUAGCUGAAGGUGGGACGAACUAAGAUGUUUUGGACUGAGGAGUCAGAGACUUUCAUUCAAGCAAAGGGACUGUGUGUGUGCUUUUUAUCUGUGGGGGUCUGACUUCACUGAAACAGAGACAUGUUGAGAGCACUUCUAUUCAUCUUGUUUGUGAGAGCCAGGUAAAGCUGUUUUACCUUUGGCCUGGAUCAUUUGGAAACACUCCUGGUUAUUGUACAAAGAAACAUGUAUGGUGGCCAAAACAUCAGUGUUGAUUUCUACUCUGUGUUGUUUUUGUGGAACUAUUUUUUGUAAGAAGUUUUUUUUUUCUAUCAAAGUGUACAAUAUCUUUCUUUCUAUGAGCUAACAGAGCUUGAACACGUCAGGCAAACCGAAUUCUCAAGCCGAUUUAAAAAACAUCCUAGAAAAGACGAACAGAAACGGCUCACAUAUUUGCAUAUUCAGAAAUAAAACUCUUUUUGUAGAAGAUUAGCAAACCGAAGAACAAAUGGAUCCCGAGUGAUCCCUUUCUACUUUGAUACAAGGGAACCCCUACAGAAAACCUGCUGGAAACUUUCCAUCAGUGUCCUUGUUUUUCAGUCAAGCGUUUUUAAACCACUUUUUUCUGAUCUUGCAUCACUUUUUAUUCUAGUAUCAACCGUCCUUUAUGGAAGUGCUGCUGACAGUAAAAACACUGAUGAGGAAAAGCAGGCAGAGAGUGGAGGGUGUGAUUCAGGUCUCACCUCAAACUCUCCAACCAAUCCGGUUUUUCCUGGCAGCAUCAGGGCUAUACUUGAAGAUAGUGACAGACAGAGCUUUAGAAAUGUCACUGAUGCCAACAGUAUGUUACCGCCACAGAGUGGAGGAAGCUGCUGCUCGAUUUUAAAAUGCACUUUUGACCAUGCUGUGGUUCAAAUGCCGUAAGUGAAGCGUGGGAUUGUUCUUAGUCAUCGGGGUCAUGGGACGUCUAACUAUUGAAAUCAGGCAAUGGGGCCUUUAUUUAUUUAUCUCUUUUUGGGAAGACUUGUGUUUUUCCCCGGCGCCAACCAGACGUGCUGCACUUCACCUGUCGGAGCAGAAGCCUUUGAAACAACAACAACCAAGAGAGGGCUUCACUGCAGACAGUUAGGGAGUGAUCAGCCGUGUGAGCCUCCACUGAAGCUUUCACCGUCCCCAGCUGCUGGAAGGUUUAGACAACAUUCAUGUUUCAUUCUCAGUUCUGCUUUGAGUCUGUUUGUUAACACUAAGUCAAAUAUCCUCAUUUCACUUUGAGUGCUUGGUUAUUUUUGCAUAAAUGAAACUGGCAAAACAAUGUAAAUAUUGUAGAUAAGUUGGAUGUCUGUAUGGUGGACAGGUGGGAUGUACAUGGAGUUCACCGUUGCUUUGUGUUGUCUGUUGUUUCAUCUGGAAGUGUACCAGCCAGUUCUUAAUGAUUGAAUAUUAAACAGUACAACCACA
Molecule: messenger RNA, 3378 nt
Organism: Oryzias melastigma (Indian medaka)
Lineage: Eukaryota; Metazoa; Chordata; Actinopteri; Beloniformes; Adrianichthyidae
Gene: slc71a2a
Product: major facilitator superfamily domain containing 14Ba
Exons: 12
Coding region: 214-1770 (518 amino acids)
Biological process (GO): transmembrane transport
Cellular component (GO): membrane
Molecular function (GO): transmembrane transporter activity
Source: RefSeq, a predicted model, not a curated record